AUGCCGCUGCACAUGCCGUACCACUCGACGAUGGAUAAGGAGAUCGUCAAGGCCGCUGCCAUCCUGGACUCGUGCUUCAGCUCCACGGUGUCCGCUGACAAAGCCAUUCCCGCCGAAAUGAUCCAGAACGCGGCUGGAUUGGCCUUCCUCACAGUCGUCAAGGCCGGAUUAAUCUGGACCGGUAAAAUGGGUACUGGCGUAGUCAUUGCCCGUCUCGAGGAUGGCUCGUGGUCGCCCCCGUCGGGCAUCGGCACGGCCGGUAUAGGCUUUGGCGCCGAGAUCGGCGGCGAAAUCGUCGAUUUCCUCAUCGUUCUAGGCUCUCCAAGCGCGGUCAAGACCUUUAAGAAGGGUACGCAGAUCUCCGUAGGUGCUGGAUUGGACCUGGCUGUGGGUCCUGUAGGCCGUGCGGCCGGCGCCAGUGUCAACGCCGGUGGAGGCGGCGUCAGCGGCAACUACACGUACAGUCACGCCAAGGGCGCGUUCGCGGGCGUGGGUCUGCACGGAUCAACAUUCAUGGUGCGUGGGGAGAUGAACAGUCAGUUCUACGGGCGCAAGGUCACCCCCUACGAGAUUCUGAGCGGCCAAGUGGCUCCGCCACCUGGAUCCUGCGACGUCCUGUUUGAUGCAAUUCGUCGGGCAUGCAACCAGCAGGGACUCGGUGUGGAGCCCAACCCGAACUCGUUCGGAUCUGGCCGUACUAGCAGCAGCAACAGCUACGGCCACAGCAACGGAACUCCCGAUGCAGCAGACCACGCGGCUGCAGCUCGUGCGUCGUUCGCAGGAACUCCCUCGUCGUCAUUCUCGAGCUCGAACCGAGAAUCACAGGUAGCGUCGUCGUCUGGAUCGUCUAGGUCUCUACCAGCGCCCUCGAUGGUGCAACCAGACCCGAAUGACCCACGGUUGCGACGAUACAGCUCGUACAAAUCGGAACGUGAGCUCUACGCGCAGUUCGAGCAGCGAAAGAGUGGAGUGGCUCCUCCCGCGCCCACUGAAUCCACACACUCGCACCCUACCAAUCCGUCGCUGAAGUACAAAUCGUACCCGGCCCCAGCGCCCAACACAUCGUACACAGCACCUCCAGAGGCACAAGCAAUGUAUAAUUCGUUUGUCGCGCCAUCGGCUCCUAAGGCCCCGCAACAGCCUGUGCCACCCCUUCCUCCUUCGGCCAAGGGCGCAGAGAUGAAGCAGGUGUAUUCAGAGGUGAUGAACUUCGUGCAGACCAAGUGCCCGUAUGCGAACCUGCAGGUCUUUAAGGAUAAUUGCCGGCUCUUCGGCCAGGACGCCAUGUCGCUGGACGCCUUCUUCAGCUAUCUGCUGUCGAUUUGCUCGCACCCGCAGAUGAAGGAGCUUGUACCUCAAUUGGUGCGUCUGCUGCCCACGCAGGAGAAGCGCGAGCGUCUUUGGACGUUGUAUGUGCGCGAAAUACUCCUGAUCAAAAUCUAA
Messenger RNA from Phytophthora nicotianae INRA-310, 1443 nucleotides. RefSeq lists its product as hypothetical. Lineage: Eukaryota; Oomycota; Peronosporomycetes; Peronosporales; Peronosporaceae. The record is from RefSeq and is a predicted model, not a curated record. Gene Ontology annotation, molecular function: phosphatidylinositol binding. Bases 1 to 1443 code for a protein of 480 amino acids. The transcript is spliced from 2 exons.